Molecule: messenger RNA, 3674 nt
Organism: Mya arenaria
Lineage: Eukaryota; Metazoa; Mollusca; Bivalvia; Myida; Myidae
Exons: 10
Coding region: 640-2745 (701 amino acids)
Source: RefSeq, a predicted model, not a curated record
ACUGGGGAAUUUUAAAACUCCGCAUUAUGAUCAUUAAUAGAUGGCAUUUAAUGGAAGUUAUCAGAUUUCAAUAGGCUUAUCUAUUGACUAUUGAACAUUUUAUUUUGGAGAUUUUAACAGUGUUUUAUAGUUAUGUAAGUCAAAAACAAGAUAAUAAAUAUACUGUCGAAAUUAACAUGCGAACAAUAAAAGAUGAAACAAACAGGUCACGGGAAGUUAAUUCAGAAUUUGUAAUCAUAUCUCAGUGAAGCAUCUUCGUUGUCAAUGAGUACCAACGAUUUAAUAGUUGAUGCCGACGAGGAUAUUCAAAAAAUAUAUUUCUGUUUUAGAAUGGUUGGUAGUUGAUUCCGAUAAGGAUAUUAACAAUUUUGUGUAAGAAAGUUUGAUAGUUGAUGCCGACGAGGAUAUUUAUAAUUCUGCAUUAGAAAGUUGAGUAGUUGAUGCCGACGAGGACAUUUCCAUUUUAGUAUUCGAAAGGUUGGUAGUUGAUGCCGACGAGGACAUUUUCAAUUCCACAUUAGAAAGGUUGGUAGUUAAUGCCGACGAGGAUACAUUUUUCAUCACCAAGAAACUCGUUCCGUUAGUCAGCAAUCUCCCACAAAGGGUAUUCGCUGGUAGCCGGUACCAGACUGCCGCGUGAUGACGGAACCACACGUCUUGCAACUGUCACCGGAACAGGUGGUUGAACUCCGGAAGUUCAUUGAUGACAGGAAGUGGCACGUGCCCGUGGACACCCUCGACGCGUACAAGCGCAAGACGGAGGUCGCAGAGACGUACAUUAAAGCUCUCACUCGACCUACAACGGCUACUUUAAAUGGACGCCACAGUCCGGAAGCAGUGCGCACCCUCGGACCUGUUGCAAUGCGACCGAAACCCCAGAGAAUAAGGUCAGAGUCUGAUCUGCCCACUUCCGGUCAACAUCAGAGAGUUAGGUCAGAACCCGGCCCGCCCACUUCCGGUCUCGGACAGGGGCCAUUGAGCCCCUUUAAUUGUGAAAAAGACUUUGAGCAGAUGCGAAUGGAGGGCAUCCAAUACAAGACUUCUUUUAAAGGCAACUUCCGGCGUGGCAGCACGCGGAAAGGAGCGACCCCUGAAACGGUGCAUCCCCAGGGGGAGUGGCGUAAGUCAGGAGUUGGGAUGCUCGGGGAGCUCUCGGAUACAUCUGACAUCGCUUUCCAACACUUCCUCGUCGCCGAUACAUCCACGGUCAAGGUUAUAACACGGUUGAGCACUGACCACGUGGCCAGCGUCUCUCGUGUGCCCGUGCGUAUCGUGCUGCUCGUAGACAGAAGCGGAAGUAUGCUGCAAAAGAUCGGCCGCGACACUAGGCAUACCAAAAUCACCAAGGUAAAGCAUUUCGCCCUUCAGCUGAUCUCAAGCCUGGACGAGGGGGACCAGGUUGCCAUAGUUACGUUCGGGGAUGACGGGGACAUUUUCUUUCCGCUUACAAAGCUAGACGCCAAGACCAGGCCACUUUUAUCAGAGAAGGCGAGGCGCCUGGACCAGGGAACGAUGUCCCUCGUGACCAACCUGUCCGCCGGCAUUCGCACCGCCCUAAGGGUCUUCUUCCAAUCCUUUAAAGAUGAGACGGCGUAUCUUGAGAGCAAGAACUCCAUUCUUAUCUUCUCGGACGGCGAAAUAAACGCGGGUACGACGGAAGCGAUGCAGCUGGUGCACGAGACGCGACAGAGCAUCCGACAAAUGGUUCCAAGCCUCGACGACUCCCAGAACCAGUGGGUCACCAUCUCCGUCGUUACAACGGGAAGCGGUAUCUCCGAGGCCGCGUACAUGCUGUCCAAAACGUGUAGCAGCGAGGCAUAUUACUACAUUAACAAAGACACCGAGGACACGGCAACCGCCCUCUUUCUUCCGGUGCUCCUCCGGAAGACGGCCGUCGCCUGGAACAUCUCUUACGUCAUUCAGGCGCGAAAUGGAAUAGAGUUUGUGGACGACAAGUGCUCGCGGGAUAACCGCAUCCGGUUGCGGCGAUCCAUUUCCGGUCACGGAGAUUCGCGCGAGAAGGCCUUCUUCAUGUACGACUUUCCGGCCGGGCAUGCGCGCCAGCUCGGCGUCUGCGUCCGCUGGAAUGGAGAGGAAUCACUCAACUCGUUCGAUGACGACGAAGCAAUGUUGAAACUUAGGGUCGAAUUUACAAACAUUAAAGGAGAGAGAUUUUGGCAAGAACAAAUAAUUACAAAGGAAGAUAUUAUUGACUCCCUACGCGAAACAAACAAAAAUGAUGACGCUACCGCGGCUGUGUGCAAACAUGAGAUGCAAAUGGUUUCCGCGGACGUACUGCACGCUGCCGCCGAGCAUGUCAAGGCCGGAGACAAUCGGAAGUCGCGUGCCGUCAUGCUGGACGGACAGAAAAGUCUCCAGGCCGUCAUGGAUGAGUACGGCGCCAAGUCUCACACUUCAGAAUCUGCGGUGGCUACCGGGGCCGUCCUUAAAUCAUACGCAAAGUCGGUAGUCGAGAACCUGGGCGCACUGAUAGACACAGUAGAGCAGACGUCGAAAGGAGAAGCAUGGAACAAAAUGAAGGCGGUCUCAACUGCGAUCUCGCGAGAAUCCCCGAACAUCGAAAACACGGUGGUGAACGAAGAUGUCCUCUGCCCGUUACCUGUGAUCGGCCACUUUGAGACGGACGCCAUGAAGGACCCACUGAAGCGCUUGAUGGGGCACAAGAGAAAUAACCGUAUGUCGCUCGGUCUCGAAAAACUAUUGGAGGAAACCCUUACUUUGUAACUGGCUGUUUGCUGUAAUAAUUUCACUGUCAAUGUAAUUUAUUGUUGUAGUGUACUAAUACACACGUCAACGUUAUAUACUAUGUGCUGUGGUGUAACCAUACUACUUUCAACGUAAUGCUUUGUUCUAGAGUAACGAUACGCCUUUCAAAUUACAUGUAUGGUCUUUUAAAAACUAAUCAUUAUAGGGCAAAUUCAUUUACCACGAAUCUUGACAAUUUAAAAUCUAUCGUAUCUAAGCAGAAGCAGAAGCAGAGGAAGCCAAAAUCACAUAUAUAAGUAUAUUUUUUGUAUAAUUAAAAUAAGCUACUUAAGCCUGUUUAACUUAAAAAGUUUCGAGUAAUUAGGGCCAGGGCAGUGAUUACGAACAGUCGCAAGUCUGAGUUCAGACUCAAGACUCAUUAUUUCAAAACUUCAUUUCAUUGUAAUUUUCAUUCUAUUAGUGUAUUGAUGGUAAAAUUUGCUGAAAUAUAUUACUGUUUGAAUGUUUUACUAAUAUUUACAUUUUUUUGUAAAAGAAAUGGAAUAAAUAUGAUUUUUUGUUUCUUUAUAAAAAUGAUUUUCUGAGUCUGAGUCUAGACUUGGACUUGAGACUGUUCGCAAUCAUGGCCCAUGGUGUCUAGUCCCUUUAAACUGUGGGACAAACUGACGCUGUAGAUUUUUCUAGUGACCAGUGUGAACUUUUGACAUUCAUUUUUUCAGUUCCACAUUAUUACCAAAAUAGAAUGAUCAUGUGACUAGCAUUAACAUUUUGGCCGGCGUACAUAGGACGGAUGUGCGUUACGCUUUCAUGUUCAUAAAAGUGGUUUUCUACAUAAAAAAGGAAUGCUUAACUGUUUUAGAAGUAUUGAAAUUGGGUGCAGAACACUAGAAUGUGUCAUGUAACUGUCAGUUUAAAAUUCACAAAAAAAUAAAAGCAUUGAAAUUGUC